AUGGUUCUAAUGACUAUGAUCGCGAGGGUUGUAGACGGCCUCCCUCUGGCCGCUACUAUGCAAGAAGAUGAACAGAGUGGGUGCAAUGUUCUGGAGUACCAAAAUCAGGCUAAAAUGCUGUUUAGAAAAUUAGGCCCUCAGUCGCCGACGCGGUGCUCCAUCGAAACUGGGCCCUAUCUCUUCCACUAUCUAAUUGAACAAGAGAUCUGCUACCUAGUGCUGUGUGAGCGGAAUUACAGCAAAAGACUCGCCUUCAGCUAUUUAGAAGAAAUAGCUCAGGAGUUUUAUCAACAAUACGGGAAGAGGGUGAACACUGUAACCCGUCCGUACACGUUCAUAGAGUUCGACACGUGGAUGCAGCGCGUGCGGCGGCAGUACGCGGAGGGGGGCGCCCGCGCGCGCCGAGCUGGCGCCGCCUCGCAGCUCCCCGGCCAGCUCGGGGACGUGCAGCGCAUCAUGCUGCAGAACAUCGACGACGUGUUGCAGCGCGGAGCUAUCCUCUCUGAGCUCGACACAAAAACUCAGAACCUGUCGAUGCUGACGCAAAAGUACAAGAAGGAUGCGACAUACCUCAACACCAAGUCAAUGCUCGUGAAGGUGACAGCAGGAGCUGUCAUACUCUUGGUUGUCGUACUUUAUUUCUGGGUACUUUAA
Molecule: messenger RNA, 654 nt
Organism: Arctia plantaginis
Lineage: Eukaryota; Metazoa; Arthropoda; Insecta; Lepidoptera; Erebidae
Source: the annotation of a GenBank genome assembly